Onychostoma macrolepis is the source of this 1841-nucleotide messenger RNA. It is a transcript of the gene hwa, whose product is annotated as huluwa. The transcript has 4 exons. Bases 475 to 1209 code for a protein of 244 amino acids. The record is from RefSeq and is a predicted model, not a curated record. Lineage: Eukaryota; Metazoa; Chordata; Actinopteri; Cypriniformes; Cyprinidae.
UUACAUGCCAGUGGCGUUUAGCGACACCACGAGGUAACUCCGAUAGAAGCAGCAAAAGCUUAUAAAUAUUAAUGUAAAUUGAUUUAUAUAACAUUUUAUUUUAUGUAGUCACCAAUUAAUUAUUAUCUGAACUUGGUGAUUUAGUUUUGUUUUGAGCCUCACACAAACGCUUGAUUUCACCUCAGCUGAAACUCUUCAAAAAAGUGCGGGAACCGUCGUCUCACGACUCCCAGCAUAAGUGCUUUUACACAUUUAACUUCAUUAUUGUGUUAUUUUGAGGGCUUACGAACAAAACAGACGACUUAAUACACCAAAGAAAUUCUCAUCUCUGAGCUGGGAUCGGCUGUGCCCUCAUCAAACUUACCUGAGGGCCUCCCGGUGUCCAGUUUGGCCCUGCUGAUCCUGGUGCUCAUUCCCUGCGUCCUUCUGCUCCUGCUGCUCAACUGCCUGCUCGUGGGAUACAAGCUGUUCCGCAUGACCCAGAGGAAGAGAGACCGCUGCGGGUCGGAAAUCUCGCUCAUGCACUCGUCGUUUUCCACCCGCCAGAGAGUCACCCGCUUCACUGAUGAGCCUCUGUUCGCUCCAAACAGAAAGACCAACUACGUCUCGGUCUCGGAGCCGAUGCUGGCGCCUCCCAUCACCUCGUCCCUGACCUCCUCAGCGGAGAGAAGGGCCACCGGGCAGCGCGCCAGGUUUCUACACCCGGAUGGGGCCACUUACGCCGGGUCCGAGUCACUGCGUGUGCCGAAGUGGAGGACGAGCGCCCCGGUUCUGCUGCAGUCCAGUGAUUCGGACACGGAGCGGGUCAACACGGUGCCACCGAACUCACCAGCACUGCAUGUGACUCCCAAUGGGUUCUCAAUGCGGAUGACUUCCAUGCGCAGAAGCAGCACCAUGGAGCUGGAGAGUGCUCCUCUGGAUAAGAUCCAUGUGGAAUACGAGUCCGCCAGCAUCAUCCAGCCGGAGAACUCCUGCUAUGUGGUGUCAUCAAGCCCCUCGGCUAGGGGUUCAGGACUGGACAGUGACUUUGGAGCCAGUGCAGGUGUAUCUCUGCGUAUCCUUUCUAUGGACAGUGAUGGUUUCCCAGGCUCUGCCUGGGCAUCCGCCCUGGAAUGGGAUUACUACGACCCAAGCUACGUCACUCAGAACCACGUCCCGAAGCACAGACCUCACGCACCCCCCAUCACUAUCAAACAGUACUGGGUCUAGAGCCUGAUGAACUCCAGAACAAGACUUAAUUCAGCCAUUCUCAUUCUAGAACUUCAGUUGAGCUGAGUCUAGUGCACUUAAUAUUCACUUGCUGUUUUAACUGCAACACAUCACAUAUUGUCAAAUCACAUGAAAAAAAAUUCUUCACGAUCACAGCUUACUUCUGCAGCAACUCCAAACAGGUUUGUUCUGUUUACAGAAAUGUGUUUAUAGAAUCACCCUACUACUUUCACUUUAGGUCACUUUGAUUGACACCGCAUUUGUUUUACACGUUGAGUUUCUCACUGUAUUGUAAUUUUUAUACGUUUGCACGUGAUUCUCAGCAUGGAGUUACUGAUGUCUUCAGAAGAGGCUGUUUGAGUACUUAAUUUUGACACACUACACAUUCUAUUUGUAAAGGAAAAAAAGUAUUUAGAUUGUGCCUGAAAUGAAUAAAGUUUUAAAAUACAGGAUCUCAUUUUAUUGCUGUGGACAUCUAAUGCAAUUAUUAAAAGAAAACUAAUGUAUCAAAAUAAUCGUAUUACUUAAGAUCAGUUUUCAUAUGCAUUAGGAUUUUAUAUAACAGAACGGCUGAUCUUGAGAUUAAAGUCUCAUAACUCUAUAAAACCAUGCAAGCUAAUAAAGACCAAAUA